Messenger RNA from Phlebotomus argentipes, 825 nucleotides. RefSeq lists its product as uncharacterized. The record is from RefSeq and is a predicted model, not a curated record. The transcript is spliced from 3 exons. The coding region runs from base 127 to 543 and encodes 138 amino acids. Gene Ontology annotation, biological process: regulation of synaptic transmission, cholinergic; sleep; positive regulation of voltage-gated potassium channel activity. Lineage: Eukaryota; Metazoa; Arthropoda; Insecta; Diptera; Psychodidae.
AGCGGUACAGCAUAAUGGGUCAGUAGGUGUUUGACUGUUGGCGGAAGUGGCUCUUAUUGUUGCCUUAUUAUAAUUUAAAAAAAAGACUUCUGUUUGAGCGCCCCACAAGAAAAAUCUACCCACAAAAUGUCGCCUGCAAGUGGACUACUUGCCAUUUGGAUUUGCCUGGUCGGCAUAACUGCGACAUCUGCCAUCAUGUGUUAUCAUUGCAACAGCGAGUAUGAUCCACAAUGCGGUGAUCCCUUUGAUAAGUACAUGUUGGGUGUAAAAAACUGCUCGUAUGAAUACGAAUUAGAUCAUUUACCCAACGUUCAAGCGACAUUGUGUCGCAAAACCACGCAGAAGGUGUACGGAAAGAUUCGUGUGGUACGCGGCUGCGGUUACGUGCGCGACCCGCGUGACGAUAAGGACUGCAUGAAGCGCAGUGGCACACACGACGUUCAGGCACUUUACUGUUCGUGUACUUCAGAUUUGUGCAAUAGUGCAAGUAUUACAAGUAUGGCUACAGCUACACUAGUGAUCGCCGUAUUAUGGGCCAUUUGAAUGCCCUCUGUAGAUAGUGAGGUUAACGCGAAAUGCCCAGAAGAUUUGCAAUAUUUAAGCGAAAGAAAUUCCACUAGCGCGACGUCUUAGCUUUAGUUUGUACACAUCCGUCCUGGCCUUUAAUUUGUCCUCACACAGUCAAAGAGACGAAGACCCGCUAUAUGAGUUAUUGUAUCCUGUUGUUAAUAGAGAUAUGCGAAUAUAAAUUGUUAUUUAUUAAUCGAAAGUUGUGGUAUAAUAAAAUGACAGUAAUAAAAGUGCUUUUAUUCGAUUAAAAGUUAA